ACCAACAUGUAUUAUUACACUAUAUUAUCCCUGAUUUUGGUUGCGAUCAGCGGCAGCUUGGCAGCCCCAUCCGAGCGGAUUGAGACGGAUCCAGAGCUGACAGCCGGCUAUGUUGAGGGCGAUAUGGUGCCCAGUGGGUCGUCGAGGAACAUCUGGCGCAAUGAGACCUAUCGGUGGCCCAAUCGCAUCGUCUACUAUCACAUCAAUAGCUACAUAGAUGAGGAGCAUCGGAACCACAUCAUUAGCGCCAUUCACAAGAUCGAGUCCAUUUCGUGUCUCACCUUCAAGGAGGCCACUACCGAUCAGAAAUACUAUGUGAAUGUGACCUCCGAGGACGGCGGUUGUUUCUCCUACAUCGGUUACCUAAACCGGGUUCAACAGCUCAAUCUUCAGAACAAUGAAAUAGGAGUCGGAUGCUUCCGCCUCUAUACGAUUGUCCACGAGUUCCUGCAUGCCCUGGGAUUUUUCCACCAGCAGAGUGCCGCCGACCGGGAUGAAUAUGUGCAAAUUGUGGAGGAGAAUAUCACCGAGGGCAUGGAGUUCAAUUUUGAUAAAUACACCGAGCAGACGGUAAACGAUUUUGGCGAGAAGUACGACUAUGGCAGCGUUAUGCACUACGGACCUUAUGCAUUUUCCAAAAACGGCGAGAGAACCAUUGUGGUCUUAGAGGAGGGCAAGGAGGAUGCCAUUGGCCAGCGACUGGAGCUGAGUGAAACCGAUAUCAAGAAGCUGAACGCCAUGUACAAAUGCCCUACUGUCAAAGAAUGAACACCUUUUAUCGUACCCAUGCAGAGUUUUUGCAACGUAAUGAUGAUAAAUUUCGUUUCAUUAUUGUCACCUGUCACUCGUGCAAAAUAUAAUCUGUUUAUUGUGUUGACAAAUGCAAUUAGGCGAAUGUUCGUCGCUGUCAUUUGCCUUCAGAUUAA
This is a messenger RNA of Drosophila biarmipes, 926 nucleotides long. RefSeq names its product seminal metalloprotease 1. Gene Ontology annotation, biological process: proteolysis. The coding region runs from base 7 to 768 and encodes 253 amino acids. The record is from RefSeq and is a predicted model, not a curated record. The transcript is spliced from 2 exons. Lineage: Eukaryota; Metazoa; Arthropoda; Insecta; Diptera; Drosophilidae. Gene Ontology annotation, molecular function: zinc ion binding; metalloendopeptidase activity.